This is a messenger RNA of Cydia pomonella (codling moth), 1725 nucleotides long. Its product is annotated as M protein, serotype 12-like. Lineage: Eukaryota; Metazoa; Arthropoda; Insecta; Lepidoptera; Tortricidae. The transcript is spliced from 9 exons. The coding region runs from base 201 to 1535 and encodes 444 amino acids. The record is from RefSeq and is a predicted model, not a curated record.
UAGACAAAGACGAGACGUUGGGUUAAAUUUGUUUUGAAAUUUUGGAACUGAAUAUUGUACAUGUAUAACAUGUAUUUGAUGUAUUAGUAUUAUAUCUGUCACUGAACGUUGAUUAUAUCCCAUACAACAAGUAAUUGUUUAUUUCGCAUAAUAUAUAUAUUGAUUUGAUAGUGCUCAUUUUCAUUAGAUAAAUCGUCAAAAUGGAUAAAGUGCCAACUAUAGCUGUGGACAACUUCCUGACGAUGUGGAGUGGCACGUUCCCGGAUAUGCCGCUAACGGCGGCGGACCUUAAGCGACCUCAAACUGUUAUGGUGGCUCUGUUCAAGAUAUUCGAUCGUCUUGGCGUUAGCAUGGAUGCUGUGUUAAUGUCUCCAGAAGAAUCGGACGAGCACACAACAUACUACCGUGACCUACUGCCCGUGAUCAACACCACACGCAUCAUCAACCAUGUGGUAUCCAUAAUGCCUGUAGCCAACCUGUGUUUCCUUAUCAUGCACCUGCUUCAGCCCACCAUUGUAAAGUCCUACACCAUCCUCAUGGUGCUGUUGAACCAGAUGGUGUUCAAUGAAGCCAGGCUGGGGGAUAUCGCAGCUAGAGAGGAGGAACUGUUUGCACAUAAGGAGGAGGUAAAAGCUUUAACAGAAAAAAAGGACAAUCUUAUUCAAAUGAGGAACAUGGAGGCUGCAGAGAAGGGUAACAGAGCAGAACGCCUAGAGCAGCUUGAGCAUGACAUACCAUUAUUAGAAGAGGAAGUCAAGCAGGAAAAAGAGAUAGAGGCUGAAGUUAUAAAAGAGUUGGAGGCCAUAACUGAAGAUAACAAACAGACGGAUAUUCUGCUGGAACAGAAGAAAGCUCAUAGGGAUGGUAUUUUGGUAGAAAAUGCAAGGAAAAAGGCUUUGAAGGUAUAUGACGCCGAAGACAUUAGAGGUCAGGUGGAGCGAGCAGCGCAGAAUUUCAGAGAGGCGGAGGAGAAGCUCAGCACUCUGUCAGCAACUCUCACGCAGAAGGAGAGCAGCCUGCAUAACCUGCAGUCCUUGAAGCCCACACUUGACCAGACCAACACCCUCUUACAUGACAUUAUGAAAAUGGCUGACAGCAUUAAGGAGCUGGAGAACGGCGACCUGGACACGGACAGCGCGGAGGGCGAGCUGGUCGUGCUGGGCACGGAGCUGGGCGAGCUGCAGGCUGCGCUGGCGGACGCGCGCGCCGAGGCCGAGCGCGCCGCCGCCCGCCGCGCCCGGGGCGCCGCCGCCCGCGCGCGCGCCCGCGGCGAGCGAGACAGCGCUCUCAAGGAGUCUGAGGAGAAGCAUCAGCGCGCAUGUGCGGAGGCCUCGCGCGCGGCGCGGCUCACGCAGAGCAUCAAGGAGGCCACGGCCAAGUACGAGCACGAGAAGGCGGCCGGCGCGGCCGAGCUCGCCCGCAUCAGGGAACAGGCAGCCGGCAGCUUGACGACUAUGCAAAACAAUCUUCUCAACAAAAUGAAGGACGUCUACAAGAGGGUCGAGGAACAAAACCAGAGACAACAAAAGUUUUGAAAGUUUUUAUUAUUAUCUUACACAGUAAUUACUAUGUGAAAAUGUGAAUUUUGUUAGUAUGUAGGAUGAUGAUUAUGACGAGAUGCGCAAAAACUUAAGCUAAUAAAAUAUAAUACGAGAACUGUCAAACGUUGACCGUUGUGCGAUAUAUAUUAUAAUUUAAUUUGUAAAUAAAAUAAAUAAAUCGGUA